Messenger RNA from Clonostachys solani, 1623 nucleotides. The record is from the annotation of a GenBank genome assembly. Lineage: Eukaryota; Fungi; Ascomycota; Sordariomycetes; Hypocreales; Bionectriaceae.
AUGCGCGUCGCAACCCGCAGACUUACGGUAGACGCGGUUGCCUUUCAGCCUUGCGCCCGUUUCCAUAACUCUGGAUCUAGACCCAAUAGAUCUACCUCCGGAUCGUCUCCGGAGCACCAGGAGGACGCGGUCAAGAAGGAGGAGGCCGGCUCUCUCGAGGCUGAUGCGCAGCCACCGUCUCCUCGCUAUAAAUGGCGGGGGCGUCAGCUAGACAUCCCCAGGCUUGCGCGGAGUCUGCCCAUGCAUGUGGACGCCCAGAACGGCGAGGCGCUCCAGGUCUCGUGGCACGACAAUAGCCUGUAUGUCGUAGACGAGAGCGAGAAGGGGUAUGAGUUCGAGGCCACGCAGCUGCGGGAUGGGUGCCAGUGCCCCAGGUGCGUCGAUCCGAGUUCCGGCCAGAAGUCGUUCGCCACUUCACAGGUGCCUACCUGGAUCAAGAUACAGCAUGUCGAGCAGACGGACGUCGGUGUUGUCGUCAGUACCUUUGGGGAUCUCUCCCACAGUACCGAAGACAGCCAUGUAAUCACCCUCACUUGGGAGUGGAUUCGGAACCACUUCUCCCGCGGCACGGAGCCCAUUAAUCCCAGAAUGUUCCAGCUCCAGCGUCGCUUCGGCCUUGAGCACUGGGACGCUGAUAUCAUCUCGAGAAAGGUCCGCAAGAUCGAUUACCACGAGUACAUGAAGGGUGAGGACGCCUUCUGGGACGUCGUCCAGGAUCUCGUCCGCCUGGGCAUCGUCUUCCUCAAGAACGUGCCCCGCGACGAGAACUCCAUUGUCGAGAUCACGACCCGCAUGGCAAACAUCCGCGAGACCUUCUACGGCCGCACCUUUGACGUCCGGGCCAAGCCGAACGCAGAGAACGUCGCCUACACGAGCGGCUACCUCGGCCUGCACCAGGACCUCCUCUAUCUCCAACCGCCUCCCAAGAUCCAGGUCCUGCACUGCAUGGAUAACUCCUGCAGCGGCGGCGAGUCUCUGUUCAGCGACGCGGACCGCGUCGGCCGCAUGAUGUGGGCGCUCCGCGACCAGGCGCCCAUCAAGAACCUCACCAAGACCAACGUCCUGUACGGCUACGAGAAGUACGGCCACCGGUACAUGCGCGCCCGCCAGGUCCUGAACGCCAACACGUCCUCGACCCAGAUCUACGGCGGCGUCUACUGGAGCCCGCCCUUCCAGAAGCCGUUCCGCGGAGCCCGGGACCUGAGCCGCUGGAUCGAGGGCGCGCAGAUCUUCGAGGCCCUGGUCAACGAGGAGUCGGCCAUGUACGAGACCAAGAUGGAGCCGGGGGAGGCCGUCUUCUUCGACAACAUGCGCGUGCUGCAUGGCCGCAAGGCGUUUGACGCCGCGGGCGGCGGCAGCCGAUGGCUCCGCGGGGCGUACAUCUCGCCCGAGGACUUCAUCAGCAGGGCGAGCUACGCGCCCGAGACGCAUGCGCAGCCGCUCUGGGCCCGCCGUGCGUUGUGGAAUCCCGGCGAGACGGAGGCCGAGCUGGUGGCCACGGACUGGUACACGCGGUUGUUGGAUAGGCUCCGCAGGAUACAGACGGAAAGCCGGGCAGAAGAGCUCAGGCUGGUUGAAAGAGCGAGGUCGCGGUUGCAGGAGCAAGGUCCUUCUUUCAAAUGA